GACACAAUAGAACUCUCAGAACUAGAAGAAGCCAUAAUAUGCCAGAGCUCAGAGCUGAUGGUGAAGGAACCUCAAAGGACAAGUGAGAGGAUCCCUUUCCUUGUCAGCUCCACUGGCCUCUAUAGCUGAUUGACCUGCCACAUAAUCUACCACUAUCAGCUAGUUCACUGGAAGACAGUAUUUCUGUUGCUGCAUUGCACACAGUCAAUGUGAAGGACGUUAUAAAGAAGGUUAAAACUUCCAAGUUUGCUACUGGUUGCUGACUAUCCACUGUGACCAUCAUGUUGAUCAAAAAACGAUACAAUAGCCAAAUGGGAGGCUUUGCUUUGACCACAUUGGCUUGGAUAAUUUGCUGUAUCUCCAUAGGCUUACCUCAGUGGCGAGUGUGGCACUUCCAAGACCCUGAGGUCUUUAAGCCUACUACAGCAUUUGUUGGCAUGUGGAGAGUCUGUACUUUCCAGCAUAAUGACAACUUUAGCAACAUCAGAAUAUGUCACCGAUACAACUACCAUGAUACCUUCAUUCCUUUGGAUAUCCGAGUGACCCAACAAUUGCUACUGGUUGCUAGUUUUCUUGGACUGGUUGGGAAAGCCACCACCAUUAUUUCCCUUUGGAAUGUGUGCGGAGGAAGAGUACGUACAAAUACCACUUACAAUCCAUUUGGUCUAUCUGGAAUUCUGAACAUCAUUGCUAGCAGUUUUCUUUGCCUUGCCGUAUUGUUUAACUAUAUAUCCAUCAUACUACAGGAGGGAAUAGUAUUCCCACCAUCUUUUAAUGUGCCUUCCCAGCCAGACACACAGGAAAUUGGAAGUGCCAUGGCCUUGGCAAUUAUAGCUGCAGUUUUCUUUCUAUUAAGUGGUACAAUUUUGCUUACUUCAACUUUUCCUAGAGAAAAGCCAAUGCAUUCUAAAUAUUAAAAGUAAAUUUUUACCUUACAUACAUUUAAAAUCAAAAGUUACCUGGAAUGAUAGCAUGUGUCAACAAAAUUUUCAAAGAACUCAAUUUGGCCUGUGAUGGAAAAUGACCAUGUUGAUCUCUUAUAAUUUCUGUAUUUCUUGUUUGAUUUAUUACUUGAUUGCUGUAUUAUGGAUUGUCAAAAAAAUAAAAUCUAAUCCAUAAUCCA
Rattus norvegicus (Norway rat) is the source of this 1123-nucleotide messenger RNA. Lineage: Eukaryota; Metazoa; Chordata; Mammalia; Rodentia; Muridae. The record is from RefSeq and is a predicted model, not a curated record.